AUGUUGCAGGGAUCCUUUCCUAAAUUUUCACAACAAGAUAAUCCAGCGGCUUUCCAUUCCUCUAUGUAUGUACGAUCAGGUUUAAAAACUCUACCUCAUAAUGCAAAGAUGCAUUAUAAUUACGCCAAUUUUUUACGAGAUUCUUCUCAACAAGAGUUAGCUAAAUUCCAUUACUACAAAGCCAUAGAUCUUUGGCCAACUUAUGCCAGCGCACACAAUAAUUUAGGUACAUUAUUAAAUAAUAAGACAGAAGCAGAAGAACACUUCUUAUCAGCUAUAAAUUAUUCUUCAGAUCACAUUAAUGCCCAUUAUAAUUUGGGUCAGCUAUACAGGAAGUUGUCGAGACUGGAAGACUCAGAAGAAAUGUUAAAAAAGUGUAUUUCACUUGAACCUGCGUUUACCCCGGCUUACGUGGAAAUGACCAAACUAUUAGGAUCUGACCACGACGAUUUAUAUAAACUACUAAAGUCUGCGGUUGAACUUUCUCCAAAUGACCCAUUUUAUGGGACGCAAUUGGGCCAUUUACUUACUAGAAAAGGUAAUUAUCAACAAGCUAUUUACUAUUAUUGGAAAGCAUUAAGAGUAUCACCCAGCCACUACGAUGCAAUCAUUGGGACUGCAAAUGUUUUAAGGAAAUUUGGCCAAAAAUCAAGACUUUUUCAAUUACUUACAAGGUAA
Messenger RNA from Diabrotica balteata, 678 nucleotides. The record is from the annotation of a GenBank genome assembly. Lineage: Eukaryota; Metazoa; Arthropoda; Insecta; Coleoptera; Chrysomelidae.